Alternaria arbusti is the source of this 1545-nucleotide messenger RNA. RefSeq lists its product as uncharacterized. The transcript has a single exon. The record is from RefSeq and is a predicted model, not a curated record. Bases 1 to 1545 code for a protein of 514 amino acids. Lineage: Eukaryota; Fungi; Ascomycota; Dothideomycetes; Pleosporales; Pleosporaceae.
AUGUCGCCUGACUCUUCUCCGCCCGUGGCUUCGACUGAACGAGUUGCGGACACACAACAUCAUGCUACAGGUGAUACUGUUACUGUUACGACGGGCGGCGCAACAUACGACACUCUACAUUAUGAACCAGUUGCUCGCAAUGACCAGCAGGACGACGAGCCGCAAGAUGAUGCGGUCUCAGAAACGAACACCGUUCUCUACGGACAGGAGCCAUUUGAGACAUUACAGCACAAAGUUGCCGAUCUAGCCGCCAAAAUCUUCCAGCGAAACCAACAAGACAUUUCAAUUCACGAAAUGAAGGGUGGCUCCUUCAACCGAGUCAUUGGCGUCACGCUCUCAACAAAGCCAAAGAUGUUUAGCUGGAUCUGGUUCACGUUCCGCUGCCUAGGCGCGCGCAAGAAGAAGGCGACCACACAGUGCGAGUCGUACAUUGUACGUGUUCCGCGAAUGAUGGACGAUGGUGACAAUGGUGCCGAAGCCAUGGCCGAAGACAUGAAGCGCCAGGUGGCGGUAUUGAAGACGACUAUGUCACGACUACCUUUGCCCACCCCCGAUGUCGCUAGCUACGAUACCACUACGGAAAACAUAUUUGGACGACCAUACAUGAUUCAAAAGCGACUUCCUGGCAGCAACCUUGCGGGGCGUUUUUGGGGUAAACUCAAUAUACAACAGAAACGAUGCAUGGCUAAGCAACUCACCGCUCUCGCACCUACCAUCGCUUCUGUGGAAGGUCCAGCCGGCGAUAUAGCGUCGCGAAACUUGUCCUGCCCUUCGACAACCCCGAUCGGUGUCGAUACGUUCUCCAUGACGGCUUACGGUGAUCAGCCAUCGUCCCGACCGACAUCGACCUGCAAGCCUCUCGACUUCCUCCUUGAGCGUUGCGAGCAGCAUCGUGCUUAUGACGCAUCUGAAGGAGUCAACUUUGACGAGGUCUGGGUGAGCUUCGCUAGGAUGUCAAAAGCUCUGGCAGCUCGUGGCUUCCUCGAUGGGCCCUGCGUACUCGUUCACGGCGAUCUCAAACCUUACAACGUUCUAGCGGAAGUACGUAGUGACACCCAGGCAGUGAUCACAGGCGUUAUCGACUGGGAUUCUGCCAUCAUCGCGCCCGAAUUCGUGGCUUAUAGAGCUCCGUUCUGGCUUUGGACGCCUGUGGAGAUGACUAGCGACGAGGAAGACGGGGAAUGGGUAGCGUCUGUGGAGCCAAUCACUGAGGAGGACAAGAUGAUGAAGCAGGUGUUCCUCGAUAACGCAUCGGAGAAAUACAAGCGCUUUGCAUUCUCCCGAGAGGCCAUGAUGGCUAGGCAAAUGUUUGAGAUAAUCCAUAAGGGCAUGUCCGAUGAGUGGGAGCAUGAUUUGGCAGAGAGCAUCAUCAUGGCGUGGGAUGACCUACACCCUGAGGAUGAUGUUCGUUACCGUAAAUCUUACUCUGACUCUGAGUCUGGGUCUGAUACUGAUUCUGACUCCGACUCUGACUCGAAAUCUACAUCAGAUGCGGAGAAAGACGAGUCAGUCGUUGCGAGAGAGAUAUCCGUUGUUGUAGAGUAG